Coregonus sp. 'balchen' is the source of this 1078-nucleotide messenger RNA. Lineage: Eukaryota; Metazoa; Chordata; Actinopteri; Salmoniformes; Salmonidae. The record is from the annotation of a GenBank genome assembly.
AUGAUUUCUCUGUUUUUUGUUCUGCUCAUUGGAGCCGCUUGUGAGUCUAGUAAUGAUCAUAGAAAAAGAACAGGACUGUUUAUGACACUAACAUCACACAUUGACGUUAUUAAGAAAUAUGUUUUUUGUUUUUGUUUUAUCAUAGUGCUAUGCUUUUCCAUCUCAAAAGGUGAGGUAAAAAUAGCUAAGAAUGUGCCUGCUCCUGUUUCUAGUUUGCACGGGGGACGCAAGAUCGUCGGAGGGUAUGAGUGCAAGGCCUACUCCAGCCCACCAGGUGUCUCUGAAGUUGGGUACCACUUUUUGUGGGGCUCCCUGGUCAACGAGAACUGGGUUGUGUCUGCUUUCUCACUGCUACAAGUCGUAAGUAGCCUACCAUGUGAACUCUGCAACAUAUUGAGUCAAAAACAACUAGCAACAAUUUGAUAAGCUUACCUUUUGCAAAACUAAAGGGGACAAGAGAAAAUCCACAUUCACAUGAACUGUCUCUCUGUCUCUUUCAGCCGUGUGGAGGUGCGUUGGGCGAGCACAACAUCAGGUGACUGAGGGAGCGAGCAGUUCAUCUCUUCCUCCCGUGUGAUCCGUCACCCCAACUACAGCUCCUACAAAAUGCGACAAUGACAUCAUGCUGAUCAAGCUGAGCAAGCCCGCCCCUCAACUCCUACGUGCAGCUGUUGCUCUGCCCACCAGCUUUUGCCCCCGCUGGCACCAUGUGUACCGUCUCUGGAUGGGGCAACACCAUGAGCUCCAGUGAGUACAGAACCUGGGUCAAAGGUUACAGUGCCAGUUGGUCAUCUUUAUGGGACUGAGUGCGUUUACAGGCAUUGAAAAUGUAGGCCUACUGUUAAAAACCACAAAUGUCAAUUAUAUCUAACCAUAACCCUCCUCCUUCUCUACCUUCUUCUCUUACCAUACCUACCUCCUCUCUCUCUCUCUCUCCCCUCCCUCUUUUUCUCGUCUCCCCCCUCUCUCUCCCCUCUCUCCCUCUCUCUCUCCUCUCCCUCUCUCUCUUCUCUCCUCUCUCUCCUCUCUUCCUCCCUCUCUUUAUUUCCUCCUCAGCUCUCACACCGCUUCUGCCUGA